CCUCACAUGUUACCUAUAAAUAGUUUGUGCUAAUAAACAUUAAGCUGUGAUAAAUUUUAUUAUAUUAUGUUACUAAAUUCUAAAAAAUACCAAUAUGCUGCUAAAAAUUAUAGUAUCAACUAAUUUUAAAACAAGAUUUGUCGCGAAAUGUGUUUUGUGUCGAUGCCUAACCACAACGGGCUAUCCGCCAGACUCAUUUCAAUUUCGGAUUUUAAAUUAUUUCGAAAAUUCAUUGGCAUCAAGAAAAUCUAUUCAAAAUCAAGAAAUUUCAACCCAAGUUAAAUAUGCUUUACCAGAAAAUUUUAAAAUAAAACAGCAAUUUGAUCAACUGCUGCAGGAUAUUGAUUCUCUGUCAAAGUUGACAGAUAAACAAAUUAAAGAAAAAAUACUUGGUGAAAUUGAUCCAAAGUGGUCGCCAAUGGUACAGUCAUUACCACACAUGAAUAUUUUCAAUUUACUCAUUGAUAUUUUAAAAACAUCACCACAUAUUCAAAGCAGUUUUGUAUCAACACAGCUAUACAAAAAUUCAUUAGACACACUAAUGAAUGCCGUCGAGAGUGACCUACUUGAUCACAGUGAGCUCGUGCAGCUUCUAUUUUUUAUCUCUUUACAAAAUGAUGAAAGCUCUAGCUAUAUCAACUACUUAAAGUCUUUUUUACCAGAUCUAAAUGAGCUUGAUUUGAUGGAUAAAUGUAUAAUUUCACAAGCUUUUUAUAGGUGCUCAAAAAAACUAUCAAGUUCUCAAUCUAGAAUUUUAGAAAAAAUAAUUGAAGAAAAAAGUGAUGAUUUGAUAAAAGAUCCAUUAUUGCUUGUUUGUUUGUGUAAAAUUAUCAGAAUUAGUGGCCCAAGUGACAAAUUAAAUUUGAAAAAUUUGAGUUCAGCCAUUCUUAAUUUAGAUAGGCCUCUAACAUUUACAACGUCUUGCCAUAUUUUAAGUUUGUAUGCACAAGCUUUGAUGCAUGAACCACAAGUCACUGAAAAAUUAAUCGAUAAUGCUGUAGAAGAACUAAAACUUGAUGCUUUUCAACAUCGUUUGAGAAUUAAAGAUUUUGAUAGAUUUUUGUGGAGUAUAAGCUACUUGGGUGUGAAUUUAAAUGAAAAUAAAAAAAUUUUACUGAGAACUUAUCUAAAACAAAGAUCAUUAGAGUAUAAGCGGAAAGAGAACUUGGGACUUUAUGUAAAUAGUACAUUAUGUUUACAUUUAUUAGGGUCAUGGAGUAAAAAUUUGCUGAUAAAAUCUUUUGAUAAAGAUUUAUUCAAGCCAAUAUUUGAAGAGAAGUUUCACUGGAAAGUUAGAUCUCGUUUUCAGCUUCUCAUAACUCAAAUUCAAAUCGAACUCGGUUUGGAUGUGCCAGAAGAAAUCAGACAACGAAUCAAAAUUGAAUUUACUCCAUCUGAAGAAUUAUUGAAAAUAAAAGAUAUUGGCAAAGAAUUAACAAAAAAAGGUCUUAUCAGAAGAGUUGCAAUAGAAUGCCCUAUCAAUACUUUGAAUAUUCCAGGAUUGACCUUUACAACAAAAAACAGUGUCUACCAUGCUGAUAUUCUGAAUAAUUCAACAUGCUUGAGAAACACGAAUAUACCUCAUGGACUAAUGCAAUUAAAGAUUCGUCUGAUGAAAAAAAUUGGAAAAUAUAAGCAUUUUUAUAUUACUGCUGAUGAUAUUUCACAGGGAUCUGAUAGAAUACAAACUGUUAUUGAAGAAAAUAUUUUUAACAAUCUCAAAGAUAAUGAAUCAACAGAUUUUAAUGAAACUGAGAAAGUUUUUAUAAGUUGAAACAUUAAAAUAGUGUAUAUACUCUGUGUAAAUAAAUCGUAAUGCUUA
Molecule: messenger RNA, 1822 nt
Organism: Trichogramma pretiosum
Lineage: Eukaryota; Metazoa; Arthropoda; Insecta; Hymenoptera; Trichogrammatidae
Exons: 4
Coding region: 95-1774 (559 amino acids)
Source: RefSeq, a predicted model, not a curated record